AUGACGGCCACAACGAUCGGGAUCGCGGUCGUUACCGUUGUGUAUUUUAUCAUUCGCUAUUUGAAUCGCACCGAUAUCCCCAAAAUCAAGAACUUGCCUGAGAUUCCUGGUUUGCCGCUGUUCGGGAAUCUGUUGCAGUUGGGGGAUCAGCAUGCUACUGUUGCUGGGAAAUGGGCGAAGAAGUAUGGGCCUGUGUUUCAAGUGCGCAUGGGCAAUAAGCGCAUCAUCUUCGCCAACUCCUUCGACUCCGUCCGCCAGCUCUGGAUCAAAGACCAAUCCGCCCUCGUCUCGCGUCCAACCUUCCACACCUUCCACAGCGUCGUCUCCAGCUCCCAGGGCUUUACCAUCGGUACAUCCCCCUGGGAUGAGUCCUGCAAGCGCCGCCGCAAGGCCGCCGCGACAGCCCUGAACCGCCCCGCCGUGCAAUCAUACAUGCCGAUUAUCGACUUCGAAGCGACUCAGAGCAUCAGCGAACUGCUACAUGAUUCCAAGGACGGGACGGUAGAUGUCAACCCGACAAAGUACUUCCAGCGGUUCGCGCUGAACACGAGUCUCACGCUGAACUACGGGUUCCGGAUUACGGGGAAUGUCACGGAUGAGCUGCUCCAGGAGAUUGUGGAUGUUGAGCGGGGAGUUUCGAAUUUCAGGAGUACGAGUAACAACUGGCAGGAUUAUAUCCCGUUGUUGAGGAUUUUGCCGAAGAUGAAUCGCGAGGCUGAUGAGUUUCGGGUGCGCCGGGAUAAGUAUUUGACUUAUUUGUUGAAUAUCUUGAAGGAUCGCAUUGCGGAGGGGACUGAUAAGCCGUGCAUUACGGGGAAUAUUCUCAAGGAUCCUGAGGCCAAGUUGAAUGAUGAUGAGGUCAAGUCUAUUUGUUUGACUAUGGUUUCUGCGGGAUUGGAUACGGUUCCUGGGAAUCUGGUUAUGGGUGUCGCCUAUUUCGCCUCGGAAGAUGGACAGCGCAUUCAGAAGAAGGCCUACGAGGAGAUCAUGAAGGUGUAUCCCGAUGGCGAUGCGUGGGAGAAGUGCCUGAUCGAGGAGAAGGUUCCCUAUGUCACGGCCAUGGUCAAGGAAACUCUACGCUUCUGGACUGUCAUCCCCAUCUGUCUGCCCCGCGAGAGCACCAAGGACAUUAACUUCAACGGAGCUCACAUCCCCGCCGGAACUACUUUCUUCAUGAACGCCUGGGCCGCCGAUUACGACGAAUCCCACUUCCAAAACGCCAAUCAGUUCCUCCCCGAACGCUACCUCAACCUCGGCGAAGGCUCCGGCACCCCACACUACGGCUACGGCGCAGGAUCCCGCAUGUGCGCUGGCUCGCACCUGGCCAACCGUGAACUGUACACCGCGUACGUCCGCCUGAUCAUGGCGUUCACGAUGCACCCGGCGAAGGACCCGGCUGACCGGCCGAUUCUGAACGCGAUUGAGUGUAAUGCGAUUCCGACGGCGCUGACGACGGAGCCGAAGCCGUUCAAGGUGGGGUUUAAGCCUAGGGAUGCGGAGUUGGCGAAGAGGUGGAUUGCGGAGAGUGAUGAGAAGACUAAGGAUCUGUGACUGUAGUUUUUUUUUUUUUUUUUAUUUAUUUAUUUAUUUUUUUUUUUUU
This is a messenger RNA of Aspergillus glaucus CBS 516.65, 1600 nucleotides long. RefSeq names its product cytochrome P450. NCBI's taxonomy places the organism in Eukaryota, Fungi, Ascomycota, Eurotiomycetes, Eurotiales, Aspergillaceae. The coding region runs from base 1 to 1551 and encodes 516 amino acids. The record is from RefSeq and is a predicted model, not a curated record. Gene Ontology annotation, molecular function: oxidoreductase activity, acting on paired donors, with incorporation or reduction of molecular oxygen; heme binding; monooxygenase activity. The transcript has 3 exons.